This is a messenger RNA of Miscanthus lutarioriparius, 915 nucleotides long. Lineage: Eukaryota; Viridiplantae; Streptophyta; Magnoliopsida; Poales; Poaceae. The record is from the annotation of a GenBank genome assembly.
AUGGCGAGCCAGCAGAGUCUUGCGAGUACAUUACCAACAAACCUACCGGCGACCUUUAUGAAGGAAAUUACCAAUGAUUUCUCUGCUGAGCGAAAAAUUGGUCAUUCUGUUUUUGGAACAGUUUAUGAGGGAGCUCUGGCGGAUGGGCGCAUGAUUGCUGUGAAAAAGCUCGUUGAAAACACGCUAGCGGCACCUGGCAAAGCAUUUGAUACUGAGGUUACAAAUCUUAUGGCGAUUAAGCACGAAAAUAUAGUACAGCUGGUUGGAUACUGCCAUGAAGCGCAGAAGAAAGUGAUUCAGCAUAAUGGAAGAUAUGUACAUCAAAACUGGAGGACAGAUGAGCAAAUAAUAUACAAGUACCCAUCACUAGAUUCAAAUGGCCUCCAGCAAGUAAAAGCUUGCAUUGAAAUUGGGCUAAAGUGUGUGGAGGCUGAUCGGAGAAAGAGGCCUUCCAUAGUGGAUAUUGUUGAUAGGCUCAAUGGGAAACGUGUACCAAUUUUUUACCAGGAACAAGAAACGGCAAAGAAGGGAGGUAAGAAAAAGGAAAAUGGUUCAAAGGAACAACAAACUGUAAAGAAGGGAGGCAAGCUAGCAAUAGAAAUUAGAAAGGGGAAAAAAGGCCGUGGAACAGCAGCCAUGUCCGGAGCUCUGCAGAGGCGGAAGACGUGCAGAAGGUGGGCGACAUGGAAAUUUCGCAGGCCGGUGACGGCAACAGCGACGGCGACACGCUCGGCGAGGAUGGCUGCUCGUCAAGGACGGCAACCGAGCGGCGGUCUGCGAGGGCAGCGUGGCACAGCUCUUGGCGAGGACGGCGCGGCACAGCCGGACGCUGACGGCGCGGCGCAGCUCUCGGCGAGGACCGCGACGGGACGACCUGACUCCGACGGCGCAGCAGUCGACGACGCCUUCGAGUGA